Messenger RNA from Sclerotinia trifoliorum, 1291 nucleotides. The record is from the annotation of a GenBank genome assembly. Lineage: Eukaryota; Fungi; Ascomycota; Leotiomycetes; Helotiales; Sclerotiniaceae.
UAACACUUUGGUGCCUCAGGUCUAAAUAUUCGCUUAAGAUUCUGUGGGCUUAAACUACGAGACUACCAAAAAAGAUUUCGCAGGAAAUCGUAUCAACCAACGACAAACAAUCGACAACCCGACGACAAGGUGUGUAUUGCUAUUACCAUGUCUCUUGGAGAGACGCAAUCACUUCAAUAUCCAUUAUGCUGACGGUCCUCUAGAUGGUUUCCGCUAAGAAGCACGUUCCUAUCGUCAAGAAGCGUAUGUUUACUCCCUCCUCGAUCUUCGACAUACGAUUUGCAUAGCCUGGGACCGAUGAAGAGUCGCGAUCGCCAUUGGAGAGUCUGCGAAUGGAAAGGGUUGGAUCCGACUUCGAAGAAUGGUUGAUUAAUGAUUUUGUUAUAGGCACCAAGCGUUUCCACAGACAUCAGAGCGACUCCUACAAAUGUGUCGACGCAAGCUGGAGAAAGCCCAAGGGUAUUGAUAACCGUGUCCGAAGACGGUUCAAGGGACAAAUGGUUAUGCCAUCGGUACGUGCAACUGGAACUGGCUGUAGUCAGAAUGAUAUUCGGAAAACAAGAUGGAUUGGGAUCCGAGCAGCAGGAAUCAAUUGAGCAGCGGCUGACGAGGAUAUAGAUUGGUUUCGGAUCCAACAAGAAGACCCGCCACAUGAUGCCAUCCGGCCACAAGGCUUUCCUCGUCAACAACACCUCCGACGUUGACCUCCUCCUCAUGCACAACAAGACCUUCGCCGCAGAGUAGGUUUAACGGAUUCAGGAGCAAAUAGACGUGGCCACUAACAAAUCAUUAGGAUCUCCCACGCCGUUUCAUCGAGAAAGAGAGUUGAGAUUGUUGCACGCGCUAAGGCACUCGGUGUUAAAGUUACCAACGCAAAGGCAAGAGUUACGACUGAGGUUUAAGCGGAUGGGUUUUGUUUGGGCAUUUUACACGGGAUGGGAAUGCUUGUUAGCACAAACAAAGGCUUUGCAGAAUUAUAGCAAAAGCUCUUUGAAAAAUGAAGAUCCUUAAGCAAAUCUUUAACAGUCACACGAAGCUCCACUUGUGAUGAUUGUUCUUCCGCUGGGAUAUCCCACACGCUUCCCUGAUAUCCACGACAUAUUGCUCUCUGUUCAAAAGGAUCCGAAUACGUGCAGGUCUGGAAAAAAUUUCAUGGCGUUAUGGGUGGUUUAUCUCCCAAAAGGUUGCGGUAGAGAGUUUCGGUUUCGAUUUGUUCAAUAUCUGUGCCAUUGGGCCAAAUCAGUUGCUCACACGCUGAUGAGGGCACUUUAAGCGCGAAUUGUAAAGGGAU